AUGGCACGUAAACAAGAUCUGUCCCAGCUGGGCCUGCUACUUAUUUGCGUUAUAAUCGGCCUGCUUGGCUACCACAAGGUCCGUGCACAGAAUAAUGUGCUGCUGGAAACCAUCAACUUUUUGCAACGAGGUCAGUCUGACGUGGAGCUGGAGAACUUUGAUAAUAACAUUGUAUUGGAGAGCGAGUACGACUUUAUAGUGGUGGGUGCGGGCACAGCUGGUUGCGCGCUGGCCGCCCGCCUCUCGGAGAAUCCCAAGUGGAAGGUGCUGUUACUCGAGGCUGGUGGACCGGAGCGCCUGAUUAUGGAUGUGCCGAUAGUAGCGCACUUUUUGCAGCUGGGCGAAAUGAACUGGAAGUACCGGACGCAGCCAUCGGAUCAUGCCUGUCUAGCCAUGAAUAACAACCGCUGCAACUGGCCCCGCGGCAAAGUAAUGGGUGGCAGUUCCGUUUUGAAUUACAUGAUGUACACUCGCGCCAACCGUCGCGACUAUGACAACUGGGCGGCUCUUGGCAAUCCGGGCUGGUCCUACAAGGAGGUGCUCCCAUAUUUCAAGAAAUACGAGGGCUCAAGCGUGCCCGAUGCCGAUGAGGAUUAUGUCGGUCGCAAUGGCCCAGUAAAGGUCAGUUAUGUCAACUGGCGCUCCGACAUCGCCAAGGCAUUUGUAAAGGCAGCUCAGCAAGACGGCCUCAAGUAUCGUGACUACAAUGGACGCAUUCAGAAUGGUGUGGCUUUUCUGCACACGACAACGCGCAAUUCUACGCGCUGGAGCUCGAACCGUGCAUACCUCUAUCCAAUCAAGGGUAAACGCCCCAAUCUGCACAUCAAGAAGAACGCUCUGGUGACGCGUGUGCUCAUCGAUCCCCAGACAAAGACGGCAUAUGGAGUUAUGGUGCAAGCGGAUGGCUCGAUGCGCAAGAUCUUGGCGCGUCGUGAAGUAGUUGUAUCGGCAGGUGCCAUCAACACACCCCAAUUGUUAAUGCUUUCGGGUGUGGGACCGGCUAAGCACUUGCGUGAAAUUGGUAUUAAGCCCAUUGCUGAUCUGGCUGUUGGCUACAAUCUGCAGGAUCAUACCGCACCGGCCGUUACCUUCACUACGAAUGCAACAUCGCUUAAGUUCGAAGAUUUUGCUGAUCCCAAUCUCGUUACUCGCUUCAACCGGCAGGAGGGACCCUAUGGCUCACCCGGCGGCUGUGAAGCCAUAGCUUUCUGGGACUUGGAUCAUCAGGACCAAGAAGAUGGAUGGCCAGAUAUUGAAUUGUUCCUUGUCGGUGGCUCUAUGUCCUCCAAUCCAGCUAUCUCACGUGCCUUCGGCCUGAAGAAAUCCAUCUACAAUGCGCUGUUUGCCGAGAUCGAGGACAAGUCGCUGAACGCGUUCAUGAUCUUCCCCAUGAUUUUGCGCCCCAAGAGCCGCGGGCGCAUCAUGCUCAAGAGCAGCGAUCCCUUCAAAUACCCAUUGAUUUAUUCCAACUAUUUCGCCCAUCCGUACGAUGUGGACAUCUCUGUUCGUGGCCUGCUCAAGGCCAUCAGUCUGACGGAGCAGCGCGGCUUCAAGGGAAUCAACGCAAAGCUGUGGGAGCGCCGCAUCCCCACAUGCAAGCAACACCCCUACAAGUCAUGGGCUUACUGGGCCUGCUACGUACGCCACUUCACUUUCACGAUCUACCACUACUCAGGCACUGCCAAGAUGGGACCAGCCAGCGAUCGCAGUGCCGUGGUGGAUGCGCGUCUGCGAGUGCACGGCAUCCGCAACCUGCGCGUCGCUGAUGCCAGCAUAAUGCCAGAGAUUAUAGCCGGUCAUCCAAAUGGUCCGGUCUUUAUGAUCGCCGAGAAGGCGGCAGAUAUGAUCAAGCAGGAUCAUGGCUUCAUUCAGUGA
Molecule: messenger RNA, 1875 nt
Organism: Scaptodrosophila lebanonensis
Lineage: Eukaryota; Metazoa; Arthropoda; Insecta; Diptera; Drosophilidae
Product: glucose dehydrogenase [FAD, quinone]
Exons: 1
Coding region: 1-1875 (624 amino acids)
Molecular function (GO): oxidoreductase activity, acting on CH-OH group of donors; flavin adenine dinucleotide binding
Source: RefSeq, a predicted model, not a curated record